Castor canadensis (American beaver) is the source of this 3600-nucleotide messenger RNA. RefSeq names its product cation channel sperm associated auxiliary subunit gamma (gene Catsperg). Lineage: Eukaryota; Metazoa; Chordata; Mammalia; Rodentia; Castoridae. Gene Ontology annotation, cellular component: CatSper complex; motile cilium; sperm principal piece. The record is from RefSeq and is a predicted model, not a curated record.
AUGGGUGCACGCGGAGGCCGGCUGCUGGACAGACAGCAGUUGAUAGUGGAAAAGAGGGCGGCCAUUUUGAGACAGAGCGACAGGGGCAGGACAGGUUCUGGCUACCGGCUUCGCUGCCCAGCCAUGUCCACAGCCAGCCCUGUGUGGCCCACAGCACGAGUCCUGCGGGCGCCGUGGGUACUGCUGCUGGUAGUCCUGGCGCCGCAGAGGCUGGUGGGGGACGGUGACUUCUACCACUGCACCUGGAAGGUGGUCCUGAACAGGUUCCACUCUGUAGGCCUGACCAACUCCACUGACCGCUUUCUUGAUCAAGAGCCCCAGGAUACAGUGGACGGCGUGUUCAACAUGUUGGUGGACUCCCCUGUUGAUCCUAAAGAGAAAUACAUGGGCUUCCCUUACUACCUGAAGGUCAACUACACCUGUGAUGGACAGCCCUCUGAGGACCUUGUCCGCCAAGGCCACCUGAUGGGGAUGAAGCCCUUGGUGCUGGUCACCUUUAACCCCCCAGUCAACUUCUACCGUUGGAAGAUGGAGGUCCUGCAGAUCCAGAUGGAAGCAGCCCCCUUUCGCAACAAAGAUGAGUGCUUGGCAGCGGAGGUGUGUGGCAUGAGCUGGUACACACCCAUGCCCAUCAAGAAUGGCAGCGUGGUCAUGCGUGUGGAAGUCAGCACAAACGGCCUGGGGCCCUACAUCCCCCCGAAAAGUUUCUAUAUGAACAUCAAUGGUUUCCUGAAGAGAGACUGGGCACAGAUAGCCCGCUUCACCGUGGGAGAUGAGCUCUUUAAACUGGAGUCCAGGUACUUUGAAAAUGUCAGUUCAAGGGCUCUGAGGUUCACUGUGGACCAUUCUCCUGUGCUCAUCCUGGGUGGUAUUCCUGACGAGAAGAUCAUCCUGAUGACUGACACCAAUUUUGAGGACUUCUCUAUUGUGGAGCUGAGCAUUGACAGCUGCUGGGUGGGCUCCCACUACUGCCCCCAGUCUGGCUACUCAGCCACCAUCCUUGACGUCAUCUCCACGGAGAGCACGCUGUUCAUUCGGCAGAACCAGCUGGUAUACUAUUUCACAGGCACCUACUCCACGCUCUACGACAAAAAAGCCGGCAGCAGUGGCUGGGUUCGAGUCCUAGCCAGUGAGUGCAUCAAGAAGCUGUGCCCUGUGUAUUUCAAUAGCAAUGGCUCUGAGUACCUGAUAGCUCUGACCAUGAACAAGCAUGAAGGUUAUCUUUACCUGGGGACCAUCAGAGAUGGUCAUGUGUCCUUUGAGAUGUUGCCCAAGCAAGCAUCUAUAUGCGAGCUGCUAAAAGCUGGCAACUGCACCAUCAUCUGGUCAGUGUACAUCUCCGCCGACUUCAUCCUCCAGAUCCUGGUGGAGAAAGAAGUCCCUAACUCCACUAAGAAGACUCACACCCUGCUCCGCUAUGAUACAGUGAAAGAAGAAAUGAAAGUCCUCUACGACCUCCCAGAAUACAUUCCUGAUACUCAUGGCUUGGAGUUCCUGAUGAUUGUAGGAACAGAGACUUUCACCACCAUUCCUAUGACACCCAAGGGUAUGUUCUUCAACAAUUACAAUAACCAGCUGUUUCUCUGGGGCAACUUCCUCAUGCAAAGCUACAAUGAAGAAAACUUCAUCUACCUCUCAGAUUUCCCCCACGACUCAGUCAUCAAAUACAUGGUGAACUCAUUCCAAGGGGACGUGGUUAUAGUCACAGAGUCGGAGGAUGUCUGGUACCUUCAGGAGGGAAGCUACAGAGUGUACAGACUCAUCCCAUCCACUGGGUGGGACAUCCACAGGAGUCUACAGAUGAUGCUUCACUCCUCUUUCUAUGCUAACAGGGAGACCAUGAUCACUGUAUUCUAUGAACAUGGCGAGCUGUUCCAGCUUGUGUACCUUAAAGACGACAGUACGCAGCGUAUUGUCAAAAGGAUUGUGCCUGUGGAAAAGAUUCUGUUAUACCAAGAACACACCCACCACAAAGUGAAACGGGAAGGGGGCUACCCAAGGCUCACCUUCGCUGACCCCUGUCCCUUCAUGGUGAUGCGCCUGCGGGACUUGCCUAACCCCCAGGCCUAUACGCGGGAGGAACGCUACAGAGCCCGGCCACCAUUUGUCAUGGACCAAUCAGGCUUUCACAACGAGAACUCCCUCGCGGUCUAUCAAGGCCUGGUCUACUACCUUCUCUGGCUGCACUCCAAGUAUGACAAGCCUUACGCGGACCCUGUGCAUGAUCCCACCUGGCGCUGGUGGAAAAAUAAGAAACAUGACCAGGAUUAUUAUUUCUAUCUGGCCAGCAACUGGCGGAGCACUGGCGGUGUGCACAUUGACAUGGAGAGCUACGAAAAGAUCUAUGACCUCAAAUCCAAGUACACGCUGCCCACGCGCAUUUUCCUGGAUAAGGGCACUAUGUACAACUUCACCAUCUUCCUGACCGCCACCGGGACCUCCUUCUACAUGCCUGACGAGCUCGGGUCUGCCUUCCAGGUGCAGAGCAAACUGGCACUGAGUGUGGUGGUGGCCGAUCCAAACUGCAUCGAGGCCUUAGUGAAGCAGGAAGUCCUUGUGAACCGGAACUCCGUGCAAUUCAUGGUGAGACUCAGGGAUAAACGUGCCUGCUAUGGACAGGGCAUCAGCGGACAUAGCCUCAUGAAGACUUCCAUGAUGAUCAAGGUGGUGGGUUCUUCUGGUCGCUGCUUCAAGAACACGAACCAAGGGCUGAAGACGCAAGGCAGCCUGAUGGUGCCAGUGCUUAUCGGCUGCCCCCUAGGCAAGCGCCUGGCCUUCGACAUCACCUACACUCUCGAGUACAACAGCCAACAGAACAAACACUACUUCAACUGUGUGAACAAAGACCCCGAGAUGCCCUGCUUUCUCUUCCGCGACAUCUUCUACCCUUUCUUCUUGAUUCAAGAUUUGGUGACAGGAGAGUCUGGCAGUUUUAAGGGCAGCUAUAUUCUGAAGGUGGUGGGUGGUGGGUCCACACUGGAGAGCAUCAAGGACUACACAGAUGAUGAGAUCUACCGCUAUAACAGCCCACGGGACAAAACCAACAGCCUCAUCUGGAACACAAAGACCAAAAAAGCCACCCAGGACAUGGAGUUCCACAUCCUGUCCUAUGAGAGCACAGGCAUCGAGUGGCUGUGUCUGCAGAACUCCCCGUGCCAUGACACCCUCCCCCAAAACAUCUUUGCCCCCGAGUUCUACUUCAAGGUGUUGGUGAGCAAUAAAGGUGUGGACAAAAGCACAUACUGUGACUACAAGCUCAUCUUCCUGCUGCAUGUUCACGGGCUCCCACUCAGUGGCAAGAGGGCCCUCUACAUCAUCAUAGUGUCAUUCAGCAUUUUUUUGGGCCUGGUGAGCUUUUACAUCAUCUUCUGCCUUGUGUGGCCCUACGUGGUGAAUGCUUGGGACAAUCUGCGUUGGAAAAUCAACAAUUUGAUGAUCUCAGAGUCCUACUACACCUAUGCCACCUCUGUCGGACCCUACAGCAUGUCAUCUCAGGUGACUUUCAUGGAGCCCAUCAAGGAGCUUGACAAUGUUCCCUCCAAAAUGGUACAGGACAAGGCUGAACCUGAACCAACGUCAGAGAAGAAGCCAGAGACGUGA